Magnusiomyces paraingens is the source of this 840-nucleotide messenger RNA. RefSeq lists its product as uncharacterized. Gene Ontology annotation, molecular function: small GTPase binding. The transcript has a single exon. Gene Ontology annotation, biological process: vesicle-mediated transport. The record is from RefSeq and is a predicted model, not a curated record. NCBI's taxonomy places the organism in Eukaryota, Fungi, Ascomycota, Dipodascomycetes, Dipodascales, Dipodascaceae. Bases 1 to 840 code for a protein of 279 amino acids. Gene Ontology annotation, cellular component: Golgi apparatus; membrane.
AUGUCCGUUAUACCCGACACUGAGCCCUUAUGGGUUGAACCCCCACCUCAAACUCCUCAGCAGCAAACUGCUCAACCUCAAUACAUUCAACCUCAGGCACCAGUAGCUCAAAACGGCUCCCAUUCAAUCUUUUCUCUGAAGUAUUAUGCCCAGUACUUCAAUGUCGACACCGCAGAUGUCCUCCAGCGCAGCGUUCUUGCCCUCAAUCCCUUUACCACUCGUCAGGUCUUCCUUUUCCAUACUCAAGAUAAUCCAGACCCAUUAUUGCCGGACCUUUAUGGGCCUUUUUGGAUCACCUCUUCUGUCAUCUUUGCCCUUUUCUUUGCCUCCUCUGUUACAGGCGUCAUCAUCUCAAAGCUAGUCCAACAUACAAACUACGAAUAUCGCUUUGAUCUGCUGACCGGAGCAGCUUCCAUGCUUUACUCAUACACAUUCCUUUGGCCCAUUGGUCUAUGGGCAGCUGCUCACUACCUCGGACUGCUCACUACUCAGCCAAACGCAACUAUCACUUCGUUUGUUUCGCUCUACGGUUACUCCAACAUCAUUUGGAUCCCCGUCGCCAUCUUGGCUGUCGCUCCUCUAGAUGGCCUUCUUCCUAAGUUUACAGACCUUUUCCGUUGGUUCAUUGUUCUUCUUGGUUGCGCAUUUUCCUCAAUCUUCCUUGCAAGAAACCUCCGUGCUCUCUUUAUUCCAGACUCCACCGCCGCCGUUGCCAUUGACAGAAAGCCUGGUGCCAUCCUACUUGGUCUUUCUCUACUUGUUCACGGAGGAAUCUCUGUGGCCGUCAAGUUCCUUUUCUUUGCCUCCCAUACAACAAAAACACCUGCUGAGCAGAUCUAG